This is a messenger RNA of Heterobilharzia americana, 1422 nucleotides long. The record is from the annotation of a GenBank genome assembly. NCBI's taxonomy places the organism in Eukaryota, Metazoa, Platyhelminthes, Trematoda, Strigeidida, Schistosomatidae.
AUGAAGCUUUCUGAAGCGAGGAUCGACAUAUUUUAUAUUGAAGAAAGUUUCAAUAUCCGUCGGAUAGUUAUCAUGGGAACUCCAGAUGCUAUUCAUCGUGCUGGAGAAGGGUUUUCGUGUAAUAUAGCUCACUUUUAUAUCGCUGUGACCGUGAAUAUUAAAACCAUGACAACUUUAAUCACGUCGACAUCCCCAAAUCCAGCAAUUACCAAUUCACAAGGAGUGUUUGAUCAAUUAGUUCCAGCAUUGGUUCAGUGUUUUGGGGUGAUUAUUUUAGGGUAUCUUGCUGGCCGCUGGAAAAUCUUCCCUGAAUCUCAAGCCAAGGGCCUCGGUUCGUACGUUACCAAAUUUGCUUUACCCUCAGUGUUUUUUCGAGCUAUGGUGACAAUAGAUUUCGCUGGAAUUUGUUGGCUAUUCGUCUUGGCAGUAUCUGUUAGCAAACUGAUUGCCUUUUUAAUGGCAAUGACAUUCACUUUUCUGAUUAGUCGACGUUGUCAUCUAGGCAUAGCUGCAAUCGUUGCAAUGUUUGUAUCACAGUCAAAUGAUGUGGCACUAGCUUAUCCUAUACUAAAUGCUCUUUUUCCAGAUUUAGCCAAUUAUGUAUAUUUAUUUGCACCUGUUCAAUUGAUUGUUCUUAAUCCAUUCGCUUAUUUCCUUUUGGAAUUGGAACGAGUUAAAUCAAACACUGGAGAGUUGAAACCAUUAAUGAAUAAUAGAAUGGAGAUAAUGAAUAGUCAAGAAAAUGCUAAUUCAUUGAUUUCAAACGGAAACCGAUUCCGUCAAUUUAUGCAGGUUCUCUUCAAUGUGCUGAAGAACCCAUUACUCUUUAUGACUGUAAUUGGUGUCAUCUUUAAUUUCAUUCUGAAUCAUCACUUACCUAUCUAUGUGGAUGGUUUGCUCAAGGUUAUUGCUGAUUCUUUUUGUGCCACUGCUUUAUUCUCACUUGGAUAUGGUAUGGUUGGAAAGAUGGCCACUGUUACACAAAGAGAAGGUUACAUUUUAUCGAUUAUCCUGUUGACAAAACUUUUAAUUGUACCAUUUAUUACUCGUGAACUUGUUGUUCGUAUGAUGCCUGUUUCACUGUCCAAUGAAACUUUACGUUAUUCCACUUUUGGUUUCUUGUAUGGUACAACGCCAACAGCUCCACCUGUCUAUUUAUUCGCCGCUGAAUAUCAAGUUAUUCCUGUGGCUAUUGGUAUUGGUCUUGUCUUGGGAACAUUUCUUUCUGCACCUAUAAUGUUCCUUUUUGCUCGUAUUAUUAUGCUGUAUACUGCUACACCGUCAGAUUAUGUGAAUAUCCUUAGCAAGACAGUUGAAGAUGUUUCUUGGAUAAGUAUUGUGUGUUGUAUCUGGACAUUAGGAGUAAUUUGUUUCAGCAGAAAGCUACUCGAGUUCCUUAUCGAUUCACACUCUGUUAUAUAA